CGUAGGCGGCAGAAAGGCGUGCAUCAGAGUCCUAAGAAAAGGUAUCCAGUGGAAAAAAAGACCGGUUUGGAACGGGAACUAACUUGGACAGGCUUUCGUGCAAGCCAUUCAACAAGAGUAAGAAGACGCCAGGAUGGACAACAGUGAGGUAACUGCACCCGUGGGAAACACUAAUCAGGACUCAGAAAGCCAAGAAAAGGUGGAAGACGACCUCUAUACACAACUAAAAAAGCAGCUACAGUACCUGCGAAGUCGUGUUAGCGCCUCACCUGAUCAUGACGUCACGAAACAGUUCGCACACCUGAAGAUUUCAGACCUCACCGAAGUGCCCCAUCCCGACUUCUCCGGAAGCGAGCAUCCUCAUGACGAUGACCUUGGCAGCGGUCAAGGUCAAGUAUCGAUCAGAGACCACGACAAGGAGGAACCUAGCAAAACGACUGAAGAAGUUGGUGCCAAACUUGAAGGAUGGAACCAGCAGUCCGUUAAUGAAGUAAACAAGAACCAAAGUGGUAACGACGCGGCUAACAAUACAAGUGAAGAAGCUGAGGUUGGAGAAAUGCCCGAAGACAGACCGAGUCCCUACAAACUCGUUUGGCAGCGUCAAGUUGGAGAGGCCAGUCCACCACAGCCCUACCAACCACCAACCGGGGCCUAUGGGGAAGAAGUUGUCCAAGUUAAGAUCAGCGCAGCGUCGGACAGUAAGAGAGAGAUCUACGUCUUGAGCGACAUCCAUCUCGGGCGGCCCCUUGCCAUCUGUCCCGGCCACUUGCAGCUGGAGAGCGCGCUGUCUCGCAUCGUGACGGCGGCGGCAGAAGGGAAGGUCCGCUCCCUCAUUCUGCUGGGCGAUAUCUUCGAGAUGUGGGUCCAGUUAGCCGCAGAGCCAGCCUGGACGGACAAGGAUUUCCUCAGACACUGGAAGACGGACUCCGUCUGUAAGGUCUUCACUCGCGCCGUGUGCGAGAUGGCGGGAGAGCACGGCGUGGAUGUGUACUACAUCAGGGGGAACCACGACCACGAGAUCACGUCUGCCAUGGUCCACGACUUAUUCCAUGGGAAGGUUCGGUUCGUCCCAGGAAUUCUAAUCUACAACAUCAGUGUGGAGCAGCAGGAGUAUCGCGUCAGGUUCGAGCACGGGCACAUCUGGGACCACCUGUCCACCUACUCGUACGGUGACACCACCGGACUCAUCUGCGGGCGGCCCAUUGCAUACUAUUGCUGCAGAAUUGCUUCCUACCAGCUACUGAAUGGUCUCUUUGUGGGAGACGUCACGGACAAGUCCAUGCUAAAAGUGAAGGCGCAGAUUCGCGAUAUGCUGAAGAGCGCAGGGCCGGACAUCAUGAACCUCGUGUGUCUACCCGACAUACGGGAGGAGCUUCUGUCUCUGAUAGUCGAGCUAGCCCUGGGCGGGAGUAUCCAUGGCAACGGGGUGAUCAGGAUGCAUGAUGGGAUGUACGUGCCCGUGCGGAAGCUGCCGAAGUACAGCUUUAUAGAGAGGCUAUGUAAACAGGAAGGUCUGGAGAAAGUCUUUAAGAUGUUCCUGGUUCAUCUUGGCGACCUCUCUCCCUUGCUGGAGACCUGUGACGAGGACGUGGUAGUCACUGGCCACAGUCAUCACUGGGCUGCAGAGCCGGCUGUUGGGAGGGACGGGAGGGCCAUUCUGUCCGCUAACUCAGGAGCAUGGGUGGAUGCUGAGGAGGUUUCCUACCUGAGGCUGGUCCCACCAACAAGUCUGGAGGAUGGCAGUAUAGAAGUUCUACACUCUCCCGUUACUAUGGCAACAGCUGAGGAUAGCAGCAAAUAAUUAUGGACAGCAUAAGCCUGGGGUCAAGACUUGUCGGCUUAAAGGAGCCCAAUGCAUCAUUGGGGCAUUUAAACUCAUUUUUUUUAAAUUCAAUUUUCAAGUUAUGUUUACACACAGUAAGGUUAAUUAACACUAUCCUAUUGCAUAUCGACCUUCAUUGAGCACAGAUAAGACGUCAUUGGGUGAUGAGACCUUAUUGAAAAUCUGAGCACUGCCCGUGCCACUAGGGCAGCCAUUAAUUCAAAUUUUCGGAAUGCAUGUGAAUCUUAUCUAAUCAAUGUACCAUUUCCCAUGCCAAAUAAUCAUUACGGAAUGUUGAAGUCUUGUAGCCAUGUUUUACAAGUCUGACACUGGGUUACAUGGCAAAAUUAAAUUUCCUUUCUGAGAAUUACGCCUUACUUUGCUCUCCAGAGUGUGAGGGAGAAGUGUUUACCAUAUGAUACACUCAGUUCUGGGAGUAAAUACAGGCAUCUUCAAGUUUUCCUCCCUGCUCUCUCUGUUUUCAUCAUAAAAGGUCAGAGAAACAAUGAAAUAAUGUUUUAUUCAUUUAUAUUAACAACAUACAAUGGCACAUGAAAAAUGUUAGUUACGAAAAGUUGAAGUUUUGUGGCCAAAUCUUAUGCUGUAUUACAUAGCAAAAGAUUUCUGGAAUGUACCUUUUACUUUGUUCUCAAUAGGAGAGAUGUUAGCUGCUUAUAAAUAUGGAAAGUUGAAGUCUUGCAGUCAUAUUUUACAACUGUUACAGUAACUAUAACAUUGUAUUUAUACUUAAGCAAAAGAGUUUUUUUUCUGGAUAGCACUUUGUCAACUGUUUCCUUUCCCAAUGGUUUUCCAGUAUCUUGGCUUUUUUAGGAACUGCAGGGUCCUUUUUGUUGAAGACUUAGGACA
Branchiostoma floridae (Florida lancelet) is the source of this 2689-nucleotide messenger RNA. RefSeq lists its product as uncharacterized. The transcript is spliced from 8 exons. The coding region runs from base 134 to 1801 and encodes 555 amino acids. NCBI's taxonomy places the organism in Eukaryota, Metazoa, Chordata, Leptocardii, Amphioxiformes, Branchiostomatidae. Gene Ontology annotation, biological process: lipid A biosynthetic process. Gene Ontology annotation, molecular function: UDP-2,3-diacylglucosamine hydrolase activity. Gene Ontology annotation, cellular component: extrinsic component of plasma membrane. The record is from RefSeq and is a predicted model, not a curated record.